Molecule: messenger RNA, 998 nt
Organism: Drosophila innubila
Lineage: Eukaryota; Metazoa; Arthropoda; Insecta; Diptera; Drosophilidae
Product: dTTP/UTP pyrophosphatase
Exons: 4
Coding region: 89-715 (208 amino acids)
Molecular function (GO): nucleoside triphosphate diphosphatase activity
Source: RefSeq, a predicted model, not a curated record
UACUUCUGGCACAUGGCUUUGUUUUGCUGAGUUAGCGCGCCUAAAUAUUUAUCGUUGAAAUUAACCAACUACUAUUUAAAUUUAUGCUAUGUUGGCGCCAAUAAAACACUUGUUGGGCAACUACCGCAUUGUCCUCGCCAGCGGUUCUCCCCGUCGGAAGGAACUAGUGCAAAUGGUGGGUCUCAAUGCAGAACUGUGUCCCUCCACAUUCAAGGAGGAUCUCAACCCGGCGGACUUUAAGGAUUUCACGGACUUUAUAGAGGCAACAGCAUUGGGCAAGGCGGAUGAGGUGUUCAGCCGCUUGAGCACCGCUGGCGAUGACAAGAAACUGAUUGUGAUAGCUGCAGAUACGAUGGUCACAUUGGGAAAUGAGAUUUACGGCAAGCCAGUGGAUUCCGCCGAUGCAGUUCGCAUGUUGACCAAUCUCUCCGGUAAAUGCAAUCGCGUCUUUACGGGCGUUGUGCUUAAGCACGCAAACGGCGUGCGUCAAUUUACGGAUACCGCCGACGUUUACUUUGGCCAGCUGACAGCGGAGCAAAUCCAAAGCUACGUGGACAGCGGUGAUCCACUCGACAAGGCGGGAGCCUAUGGAGUACGAGGACCCGGAGGCGCGAUGAUUCCUCGCAUCGAUGGCGACUUUUACGCUGUGAUGGGUCUGCCUCUGCAUCGUCUAUGCUGCGAACUAAACAAGCUCUUUCUAGAGGAUCUUAAAUAGCCAUUAAAGUGAAUAACGGCCAAUAUUUCUUGUCAGUCGCGCGCUUAUCACAAUCCGAACAUUUCUAAUCUGUUGGCGACUUCGCUUCAACGUCAGAGGCUACACCUAAAGUGCUGCUAGUCUGUGCUGAUAACGCAGUCUAUUUGUAUUUGUAUUUGUUUGUUUUUGUUUGCCUACAGACUAAGUCAAGAAAACAAAUUAAAAAAUUGGUCAAUAGAAGUCAAAUAGCUGUAUCGUUUUCAGAAAAUUAAGAAAAAAAAUAAUGCAACUGAAUUUAAAUGUA